AUAUAAGUUUUCAGUCAUAAUCGUGAGUACAAACAAAAACAAAGAAACAAGAUGAACUACUUUGCAUUUCUUCUGGUGGUGAUCGGACUUUCUGCCUCUUCAGUAUUUGCCACAACCUACACAAUUUCUGGAUUCAGAGACACCAAUGGAGCUCGAUAUCAGAAGACCGUUCAAAAAUUCAUCAAAGAAGCGCAAGAUGACCUCAAUGACAAUUUUUCGACAAUGUUUGUUGCUAAAUCUUAUCAAAGAGCAAUUGAAGAUUACGACAUUAUCUUAGUCAAGAUCCAAGUUGGUAGGAGACGAUACAUCAAUAUGGCAAUCAGAGAAACUUUCGAUUCUCCUACUUAUCUUACUUCCAUCAAAUAUAUUGGUUCAAAAGAUUUCAUCCUAGAAGUUACUGCGACUCUUCGACCUCGGGAAUAAUUAAAACAAUUGUCAUUUUUGCAAAAGAUCAUAUUUUGUUUAUUAUAAACCUGUAUAUUUUUCGGUAUCUUUACAACAUUUUUCUUCACAACCUCAUAAUUAUGUACUUUUUACAUUAGUGUGUUUUUGUUGUAGUUGGUUUGUGUAUUAUUAAAUUGAAAAAUAAAUA
This is a messenger RNA of Styela clava, 592 nucleotides long. RefSeq lists its product as uncharacterized. NCBI's taxonomy places the organism in Eukaryota, Metazoa, Chordata, Ascidiacea, Stolidobranchia, Styelidae. The record is from RefSeq and is a predicted model, not a curated record.